Armigeres subalbatus is the source of this 791-nucleotide messenger RNA. Its product is annotated as heat shock factor-binding protein 1. The transcript has 2 exons. Gene Ontology annotation, cellular component: nucleus; cytosol. NCBI's taxonomy places the organism in Eukaryota, Metazoa, Arthropoda, Insecta, Diptera, Culicidae. Bases 228 to 482 code for a protein of 84 amino acids. Gene Ontology annotation, molecular function: transcription corepressor activity. The record is from RefSeq and is a predicted model, not a curated record. Gene Ontology annotation, biological process: cellular heat acclimation.
CGUGUGGCCUAGACAACAAGGGAGGAUUUGUUGUUUCGUCGCUUUCGACUGCUUGUGAUACGGAUUCAUUUUGAUCCUGGACUGUAUUUGCCGUUUAUUCCUGCAUUAGCAUUCCUGGAAGCAAGUGUUUGCGUAGAAAGAAUAAACUUCUUAGUGCGAAGCCGUGAAGUGAAGUAUUCUCAUAUCUGCUAAUAACAAGAACUUGUCAGUCACAGCCAAUCAACAUAAUGGCCGAGAUGAAGGCGGACAUCGACAGUGAUGCCGAGCAAAACUAUUCUCUUGGCAGCAACGUCGAUCCCAAAAACAUGCAAGAGCUGACCAUCUACGUCCAGAAUCUCCUUCAGAAUGUGCAGGAUAAGUUCCAGACCAUGUCGGAUCAGAUUAUUUCCCGUAUUGACGACAUGGGCACCAGGAUAGAUGACCUCGAGAAGAGCAUCGCUGACCUGAUGCAGCAGGCCGGCGUCGAAGGAGCUGAGAAGUAAGGGGCAAUUUGUUUCCAUAGUGGGAGGACGGGAGCUGUACUAAGUAGGAAGUACACUAGGAAGUAAUCUGGAAUGAGUUAGGUUUAUGUUUAUUUUAUUAUGCAAGCAUGAGUUGAUAUCAGACAAUCUGCAUAGAAUUGUCAUAUUCGUGAGGAAACCAAGUUUCCGAGUAAAAUCAUCCAUAUUUUUUUUAUUACACCUAAUAUUACCCCCGUAACACAACAUGGGAGGGGAAAUCAAACAAUCGGUAAGAAGUAAGCCAAAAACCAAGGAUACAAAUUAAAAUAUAGAGCACGCAGUAAUAUCCGG